AAUAUUUUAAAAUUACAAUAGCCAAGAUUCACCUCUCACAAUUCCUUUUAAAGAAUGUCACAAAACUAAACAAAUUCAAGUAAUAAUGCUGCUACCCUUAAAGACUUUUGAGCCCGAGCAACCCGCCAGUUUCAACACUUACACGCUGAAGCGCCAGAUAGCGAAGCAUGGAACGAAAACACAAGAGAUGCUGUUUCAAGCGUUCCGAUUCAAUUUGCAGGAUGAGAGAAAUGCGCACGAUGUCGAAGUCCAUCUCGAGUCCAAGCGCCGAUAUUCGCAGCCAACCCACUGACUCGGGCAACUCCAUGCCAGCCGCCGGCAAAGCCUCGUCCAGCUCCGUUUCCCAGAUGACCAAAAGUGGCCCCAAGAAACGCUUCUUGUCGUUUCUCUGGCGGGGCAAGGAGUCCAAGGAGCUGCGCAAGCAGCGCAUGUCCCUUAAGCAGGCCAAAGCUAGGGGCCUUAAGCCCGAUCUCAUCAUACCACUGAAGGAGCAGGAUAUUCGCAAGCUCAUCCGACUCUACUGCAAGCACGACAAUCUGUACAAUCCGAAGAACUCGUACUACGGCAACAAGGAGAUCGACGAGGACUGCUACAUCGACAUGACACGCUCCUUUCCCGGCCACACCAGCGACGAGCUGCGCGGCUACCUGGAGGAGCUGAAGAACCUCUUCGAGCGGGAGUACACCAUCAUCGAGAGCGCCUGCCGCAACUACGGCGAGAUCAUGACCCCGUCCAUCCAGUACUACAACGAGUUCCUCUUUCUGGUGCCCUAUUUGUGCAUCAACUUUGACAAGAAUCGGCCACGCAGCUCCAGCGACCCGGCGCUGGCCAAGCACUCCAGAUCCGCCUCCAGCACGAUGUCGCAGAAGAAACCCUCCACGACGGAGUUGAAGAAUACGCUGGCCACCAACGAGAUGCUGCGCAACAAGCUGGCCAAUCUGGCGGCCUGUGGCAUCUCCCCUUGUGCAUGCUUUGGCAAGAGUAGGAAGCGAGACCCCGAAGAGAAACCCAGCGCAAACGAAAUCAAGAAGGAGAAGAAGCCAAAGGAGCAGCAGGAGGAAAGUAAAGAAAAUAAUGAGCCGCUUGCUCAUGAGGCGGAGUCGCAGGUGGAUGCGGAUGGGCAUAUUACCUUCUCUCCCUCCGCACACAAACGGAAGGCACCGAGCCAGUCCCAGAAGGUGCCCGAAUCCAGACUGUCCAUUGAAUCUUCAUUCUACUCCACCGAAAAGGAAAAGGAGGUGACAGACCUGGGUCGAAACUCGCACACAGUCGAAAGGGCCCCGCCAGAGGAAGAAUUCCGGCAGGAGCGGAGACCUAGUGGCCCAGGGAUUUGUCCACGUGAACUGCCAUGCCCUGCGGCUGCACCUGUGGCCCAGAAGAUGAGCCCAUCCGCUGCUGAGAUGCCGGGUGGGAAUGCCCAACAGGUACAGAUGCUCUGCGACAUGAUUCGAACAGAACUGACCUCAGCGCCGGACUUUAUUUACUUCGAUGCCAAGUGGCGGAUCAUCGAGAUACUGCGUGAGGUGCAUAAACGCCAGCUGGUCCACCUGAAGGGCACUCCGAUCUGCAAUGGGCAACGCUGUCCGCCUGCACCGCCACUCAAGAAGUUUCCGCCCAGCCAGAAUUCCUCGCGAAGAGGUUUGCCGGUGCCGGGACAAAAGGUCGGAGCAGCACGCGCCUGCGACUGUCAGUUCUGCCGUCGGCCCACGAACUGAAUCGAGCAAUCCAUCUCACUCGGCGCUAUCAGCAAGAACCCUGACCCACUUACGGCAGAUAAGCGUCUGGCUGGGCAGCUUCCUUGUUUUCUCCCAAGCGAGCGAGCGGCAGAUACAAAAUCGCUCGAGAUGGAAGUGGAGGCAUUUCUGAACAGUUCCAAGCUGCUGCAGCACUGGCCAAGCUGCCUGGUUGGUGUGCUCCUCGUUUUAUUCAUUAAAUACAUCGUCCGCAAGCGCAAGGAUAGCUCCAAGCAAGAUGUAACUGUCAGGGAUGAGGAUAUAGCAACCGAGUUCGAAGAGGUAGCUGACGGCGACCUGCAGCCCGCUCUGGAGGAGAAGCCGCAUGUGCAGUUCGUUCCUGGCCAGACCCUCAAUCCCAAUGGCGCCCAGCGCUUCUAUGAGCUGGUGUGUGGACGGCGUAGCAUCCGCUCGUUCAGUGCCUUGCCGAAGCCCAGCCUCAGCGUCAUUGAGGAGUGCAUAAGGGCGGCAGGAACUGCUCCGAGUGGAGCGCACACAGAGCCCUGGACGUUUUGUGUCGUGGAGGAGGCCAGAGUCAAGCAAUCCGUGCGCUGGAUUGUGGAGCACGAGGAGCAGAUCAAUUACAACAAGCGCAUGCAUCCCCAGUGGGUCACGGAUUUGCGACCGCUCCAAACAAGCCAUGUGAAGCCGUAUCUCAUGGAUGCGCCCUAUCUGAUCCUGAUUUUUAAGCAGACCUACGGCACCACCAAGGAGGGACGAAGGAAAACCCACUAUUACAAUGAAAUCUCCACGUCCAUUUCUGCCGGAAUCCUGCUGUGCGCCCUGCAGGCAGCGGGUCUAUCAUCGCUGGUCACAACUCCCCUGAACUGUGGCCCUGCUUUGAGGGAGCUGCUCCAGCGACCGGAGAACGAGAAACUGCUGAUUCUCCUGGCUGUGGGCUAUCCGUCGGACGACUGCAAGGUGCCCGACUUGGAGCGCAAACGUCUGGACGAGAUCAUGGUUAAAUAUUAACAUUUACAUUCCAAAUAAAUUACUAAAUGUG
This is a messenger RNA of Drosophila guanche, 2736 nucleotides long. RefSeq lists its product as uncharacterized. Gene Ontology annotation, molecular function: oxidoreductase activity. NCBI's taxonomy places the organism in Eukaryota, Metazoa, Arthropoda, Insecta, Diptera, Drosophilidae. The record is from RefSeq and is a predicted model, not a curated record.